GGAGUCAACAAAUACUCCUUCAUUUACUUUCAUUCUCUCUUCCAUCCUCUGAACCAAACACAUGGGAAACUUGAACUCGUGCUUCUGUUGCCCGACAUCGGCGAACGUGGUGACUCCCAAAACGGCAAAACUCAUUGACGUUUAUGGAAACGUUAAAGAAAUCAAGGUCCCUGUGAAAGCAGCGGAGCUGAUGCUGGAUGAGCCUGGCCACGUGAUUUCUCCCCUGGAGGAACUCCGACGGACUCGACACGUACCCGCCAUGAAAGCCGACGAUGAGCUCUUGGCAGGGAAUUUGUAUUUACUGGUUCCAGUGGGAAGAGUGCAUAGUAAGAUUUCGGAAUCGGAGAUGACAGUAGUGGAGGCGGCGGCGGCCGCGGGUGGUGGGAAGAAUAAGAGGAGGGGGAGAGGAAAGGUUUUGCCGGCUGUGAUUGAGGAGAGAAAAGGAGAUGUUAAGGUUUUUGGAGAUGCGGGGUUUCCCGGUAACCGGUUGGGGAGCCAUCGACAGUGGAAUCCAGUUCUUGAGCCCAUACCAGAGUCCUUUUGAGAAAAGUAAAUUCAGUUUUUAAUUUCUAAUUUUAAGGAUUUAAUUUUAAUUUCUUCUUCUGGCAAGAAAGUUAUGGGUUCUUCUGGGAAUUGUUGAUGAGAAAAAUGUAGGAAAAUCUGCUACCAUUGUUCAUAUGACUAUCAAUUGAGGGAUUCGUUGAUUCAAUUUCUGUAGUUAAAGAGUUUUCUCAUUCAAUUUGGGAGAAUUUUGUUUCAAUUGA
This is a messenger RNA of Tripterygium wilfordii, 764 nucleotides long. RefSeq lists its product as uncharacterized. The record is from RefSeq and is a predicted model, not a curated record. NCBI's taxonomy places the organism in Eukaryota, Viridiplantae, Streptophyta, Magnoliopsida, Celastrales, Celastraceae. The transcript has a single exon. The coding region runs from base 62 to 544 and encodes 160 amino acids.